Aspergillus fumigatus Af293 is the source of this 2658-nucleotide messenger RNA. Lineage: Eukaryota; Fungi; Ascomycota; Eurotiomycetes; Eurotiales; Aspergillaceae. The record is from RefSeq and is a predicted model, not a curated record.
AUGGUUAAGGCGGACGUGCGGAGGGAUUAUUAUGCGGACCUGGGAUUGACGCCCAGUGCAGACGCUGAGGACAUCAAAAAGCAGUUCAGGAAAUUAGCCCUCAAGUACCAUCCCGAUCGCAAUCCAGGCCGCGAGCUUGAGUUCAACGCCAAGUUCCAGGCUAUCCAGGCGGCCCACGAAAUUCUCAGUGACCCCCAGCAGCGCCUUAAAUACGAUACAGACCGACUACGUGCUGGAUACGGCAAGCUCUACGGUCCAAACAAAGCCAAUACGGCUCGGAAAGCGCCUACAAACCCUUACGCCUCCGCAUCCACCGCGAAGCCUCAGACUCCUAAGCCGCCGUUUUCCAGUCGCCCGCAAUCUUUUCACAAUGGGCCCUCAACCGGCGCCCAGCGAUAUGCUAGCUACGCGAGAGCGGCUCCCAAGCAGCCGUGGGAGAAGACGCAGGAUGAAGGACAGACCAGGGCAGAUGCUUAUCGUGGGUUUCAGGAGAUGAAGGGGAACUCCACCCCUGGAUGGUCUCAUUUUGAUCCGCGUACUGGGCGAGCAGGAUAUACGGGGGCUGCCCGCCCGGAUGCCACACCUAACGGGCACCCCACUAGACCGAAGUCUGCAUACGAGUACUUCAAGACGUCCCCCAAAACCACAGCCAACGAGUCAUCCCGCACCCAGUCUACACGGAAGAAGCAAGGCUUUGCUCCCAGGACUGCUGGCGGGGAUGAACCCAUGGCUCCAAAUACCUCAUCCUACACCAGCGUACCUCGAAGGGAGCGCUUUCAGACGCCCGACAGCUUUCAAAGGGAAACUGCCCCCUCCCCAACGGCGGAGAGACCUGCGGCAACAUCCGGCUAUCGAGCUGAAAACACCAGGACUCCUGAUAUUGAGCGAACAGGCAGUAAGUACGCCGGUACCGGCGGCGAACGGACAUUUUUCUCCAGUUCCUGGCUGCGUUCUGAAAGUGUGCGCAAUUCACCCAAAAGCUCCCGCGCUCAAUCGCGGACGAACCCCCCAAGUCCGACUCCUCCUCCUACUGGGAGACACAAAAGCGCGAGUCCUAAGUUGCGUAGCGACAGAGGUCGAAACUAUGACUCCACGAGCUCAAGUGGCACUGAGAAUGAAUUUAUCUCUCGCAAACCAAAGGCGGUCCCCAAGAGCAGGCUACAAAAUCACAAAUAUGCCAAUUUUCGUUCUCAGACAGGUUCUACUCCUAUGGCGGAACCGGCCAAGCCAGCGUCGUCAGAAAAUAUUUUCGGUGCAUUCUCGUCAAACUCGUAUGAGACCUUCGCCUUGGCUAAAUUGUACUCUCAGGCUGACUUCUUCAACUGUAGGAACCCGGCGCCUAAUGAAGGCCAAGCACCACAGAAUGGAGCCUUCAAGAGUAGCAGCCACGACGAUUUACGCAAACCAUUUACUGCGGAUAGUUGGAAAGGCGAUUUUGGAUUUGGGUCAUUCACAUCGAGCACGGCAGAAAAUGGUCGAUCUGAGUUCAACCAUCGUCCGAAUAGUCGUGGACGAACCUCGACAAGAGCGAGUCCUUCAAGAGCAGGCCAGCCGGGACCUUUCAGCCAGGAUUCGUCUCGGUCGGCGUCUGUUUCGCAGCAACCGCCGACAGCGUUUCCCGAGGCCAAGUUCUCUGUGGACGAGUGGGCUGCCAAACUCAAGGAUGUGCAGUGGACUAUGCCUCAAAGCGAGGAAGCCUCUCAGUGGGCGAAUACUCAGCGCCAACGAAGCCCUAAGAAGCAGACCAAAUUUGGGAUCAAGAUGCGACCUACGCCACAACCUGCCAGUGUUGCGACAGAGGCGGAAGAGUCCCGGACGACUGUCGAAGGUAGCUCAAAACAGGAAGCGACUGGUACAGGGGCCGAGGAAGUGGAAGCCAUGGAUCUCGAUGAUGAUGUCCCCAGCAAAAACACUGAUGGUGGUUUUCAAACAGACAAAGCAUCCAAAGAUCAAGUCACUCAGCCGUCUUCAGGUGUUGACAGCAAAGACACCGGCGCCAGUUUUAAGUCUCGUCUAUUCAACCUGAAUGAUCUAAGCAGCACAGCGCCAUUUACCAACACAAAUAACGGCGGCAUUGAGGAUUUGCAGGAUAUCCAUGCGACGUUGCCCUUUGAGUCCCGCGCGAAGGCCCCGAGGACGACGGCACGGGAUGUUCGUCCUAGGAAGCUUAUCUGCCCCAAUCCGCCCAAAAGACCCACCCCACCGGAGCUUGUUCCCAUCAGCGCAGGGUCACAGCAACUCGGACUGCCCCGCGGCGCAUGGGACCGUUAUAUCGCGGAGAUGGGUGCCUACAUGCGCGAGUGGAAUGCUUUCAAUCGUCGGCUUCUGCGUCACUUCAAUGCACGCCAGGAUGCGAUGGAAACGGGAAUGGCCCCCAACUGGAUUGGCGCUGUUGGAGAUUCCACACGUAUUAAGAUCAACGAGCCGAGUGGCGAGGAUGAUGAAAAAGCGACUCGUGAAGACGAUGAUGACGCUGAGAGCGACGAUGCUAUGGUCGCCGGGAGCGCCAAAGCAGGAUUCAGUGCUUAUUUGCGUGCAUUUGACGAGGAUGGAAGAGUGCACAAACAUUGGGAAGUCGCUCGUGAAAACCAUCGCAAAUGCAUUGUGCAGCUCGGGGAGAUGCGGGAAUGGAUCUUGAAUGGAGGAAAACUGAUUUAG